GCACAGGGCGAUAAGAUCCAUUAUUUUCAGCCUAAAAAGGUAUGAAAAUUGCUGAGAGCAACUUUCUGUAGGAUGGGACAAGCUGUGGGUUUUUUCAUUCUGUACGUGACUCUGCUGGAAUGUUUGGGUAAUGAAGUAGAACCAGAGAGGCACUCCUUGUACUAUGAGUACACAGGCCUGUCUGGGAGCACCUGGUCCCCUGGCCUCUUCCAGUUCACUGCCAGCGGUCUGCUGGACGGCGUACAGAUUGACCACUACAGCAGCGCGAGCAAGGUGAAACGUCCGAAACAGGAAUGGAUGAGAGACAAUCUUCCUCCCUAUUAUUGGGUGAAAGGCACAGAAUCACGCAGGCGUAAGGAACAGUGGUUCAAAGUUAGCUUGUACAUUCUGAUGGAUCGGAUGGGGCAUGAUGCAAAUGAUAUCCAUUCUCUUGCAUGGAAGGUUGGAUGUGAGGCCCUCAAAAUUCCAGAUGGUUCCCUCCAGUUUGUGAGUGGCGUCAAUGAAUACCACUACGAUGGCAGGACUUUCCUUUUCUUCAAUGCCACUUCGAUGCAGUGGGUGGCACCCGUCAAUGAAGCUCUACCAACAAAAGAGAAGUGGGAUGGAUUGCCGGCCCUAAGCCGGUACACCAAGGCCUACCUGGUGAAAGACUGCAUGAAGUGGCUGGAUGAGUUCGUACAAUACAGGGACAAUGAUGCUGCAGAGAGUAUCAAAUCCAGUAAUGAAGUAGAACCAGAGAGGCACUCCUUGUACUAUGAGUACACAGGCCUGUCUGGGAGCACCUGGUCACCUGGCCUCUUCCAGUUUACUGCCAGCGGUCUGCUGGACGGCGUACAGAUUGACCACUACAGCAGCACGGACAAGGUGAAACGUCCGAAACAGAAAUGGAUGAGAGAAAGUCUUCCUCCCUAUUAUUGGAUGAAAGGCACAGAAUCACGCAGGCGUAAGGAAAAGUGGUUCAAAGUUAGCUUGUACAUUCUGAUGGAUCGGAUGGGGCAUGAUGCAAACGAUAUCCAUUCUCUUGCAUGGAAGGUUGGAUGUGAGGGUGUCAAAAUGCCAGAUGGUUCUCUCCAGUUUGUGAGUGGCGUCAAUGAAUACUGCUAUGAUGGCAGGACUUUCAUUUUCUUCAAUGCCACUUCGAUGCAGUGGGUGGCACCCGUCAAUGAAGCUCUACCAACAAAAGAGAAGUGGGAUGGGUUGCCGGCCCUAAGUCAGUACACCAAGGCCUAUCAGGAGAAAGACUGCAUGAAGUGGCUGGAUGAGUUCGUACAAUACAGGGACAAUGAUGCUGCAGAGAGUAUCAAAUCCAUAUCCGAAGAUGGAUAUGUUAUGGAGAAACGUGGGGAAUCCUGUACAUCUAGUAAUGAUUCAGAGCCAGAGAGACACUCCUUGUACUAUGAGUACACAGCUCUAUCGAAGGCCACCGCACCGGGUAUCUUUGAGUUUACUGCCAUGGGCCUGCUAGAUGGCCUAAAGAUUGAUUACUAUAACAGCGUGGACAAAGAGAAAGUUCCCCAACAGGACUGGAUGAAACAAAUGCUUCCUGCAGACUACUGGGAGAAGGGCACACAAUCACGCAAGAGUAAAGAGCAGUGGUUUAAAGUCAACUUGAAUAUUCUGAUGGAACGCAUGAGGCACAAUGCAAACGAUAUCCAUUCUCUUGCAUGGAAGGUUGGAUGUGAGGCCCUCAAAAUGCCAGAUGGUUCCCUCCAGUUUGUGAGUGGCGUCAAUGAAUACAGCUAUGAUGGCAGCACUUUCCUUCUCUUCGAUGCCGUUUCGAUGCAGUGGUUGGCACCAGUCAGUGCUGGUUUACCAACGAAAGAGAAGUGGAAUGGGGUACCAAUCCUCAAUCAGUACACAAAAGGCUACCUGGAGAAGGAGUGUGUGGAGUGGCUGGAUAAAUUCCGAAAAUAUAAGGACAUGGAUGUCAAAGAGAGUCUAAAAUCCAAUCCCCCAAAGGUCCACUUCUUUGCCAAACGAGGGAGGCCGCAUGCGAAAGUGUUGUUGACAUGCAUGGUCACAGGCUUCUACCUGAAGGACUUGGAGAUGGCCGUUCUGAAGAGUGAUUGGCGUGAGAAGAAUAGCAACAAAGAUGACGUCAUUCCUAAUGGUGACGGUACCCACCAGCUCCGACUGAGUGUCCUGGCAGAGGAGGAGGAGCUGCAUUCGUACAAAUGCGAGAUUACGCACAGCACACUCGACAAACCUAUUGUGGUCAACUGGAAAGAAGAUGAAGACCUCCAAGAGAGACAUGGAGGGUCCUCUUCAUAUGGAGUGCUUAGUGUUGGAAUAGUGCUGCUCAUACUCGGAGCUGCGCUGGUGAUGUACGUCGCCAAACAAAAAAAGUGGUAUGGACCAGAGACAAAAGGAUAUAAUAAGUGUGGAUGAGAUGAUGUGCACUGGAUUAGAAAUCGAGCAUGCUUCCAUGACUUGUAGCCCGCUCUGCACAUUGGCUGUUUCCCAAUGCCCAGUGUUCUAGCCUUUCUAGGACAUGAAACGCCCAGUGAUGGUUAUACUCUUUGAUGAACUCCAGGAAGUAUCCAAUCACUAGGCGUUUCUCAUCCCAGCGAGGCUAGAACACUGGACAUUGGGAAACAGCCAUAGUGAAAUGGUCUUUGUGGUAACUUCUUGUUGCCUACUGGUGAUGUUCAUGUGUUGAAUGUAACUAAAUAAAUAAGUUAUUUUUCUGAGGACAUUUCUGUCUUGUCAGUGACUGAGGAGAAAUGAAUUGGGUUUCUAUAUUUUAUUGUUGUGUACCAUAUAAUGUAAUGUACUGUAACUUACACCUAAAUUGUAAUACCGCCUGUAGAGAUUCAAGAGUUUAUUGUCAUUGUCAAGAAAUGCAACUAAAUUGUGUAGAGAAUACCAGAGAGGGAUUUUCAAACUCAAGGCGUUCUGGCCAACCCAAAAUGUAAGCUAAAGUGUAAACUAAUGUAGUAAUUUAAUUAUUUGCCCAUUAUUCUUGACAAUGUCUCUGGCGGCUGUCAUAAUACAGUUGUCUUGCAUCAUCUAUCAAGCAGUGUUGGCAGACACAGCAUCAUGUGUUUAUGCAGGUCUUCUCAGGUAAUAUGGUUAUAAUAUUCUUGUAAUAUAAUAUGGUUAUAAUAUUCUUAUAACUCUAAUUCUGUUGUGGGGCCUAUAGGACAAUGUUAGCAAAAUAUAAUGCACUUCAAGAGGUCAGAGUAGUGAUAUUGUAAGGCACAUUUCAUAUAGGCAGAGCAAAACAAUAUCAUCCCUAUUGGCCUACACCCCAAACGUUCAUGUGUACACACAGUGUUGCGGUGAUCUCAGACUUGACAAUACAAAACCAGUGAAAAUCGGAUUAAACAUAUAUCACACAAGCGAUAACAUAAUAAAUUACCCUGUAAAUCCCCAUAGCCUAAAGACAGGUGAUGUUUGGCUGGUGAUGGGAAAAAGUUAAUUUAGAGCCCUGGUGAUGGUAUUUCAUUAUUAAAAAAAGAAUGUGUUUGUUUUUUUUAUCAGAGAUUGUUGUGAAGUUAGCGUUAGCGAUAUACAGUAAAAAUGUGGUUCCAAUACAGUUUUUGAACAAAUUGGAGUAUGAAGUGAUUUCUUGUUUGUGAGAGA
Molecule: messenger RNA, 3585 nt
Organism: Engraulis encrasicolus (European anchovy)
Lineage: Eukaryota; Metazoa; Chordata; Actinopteri; Clupeiformes; Engraulidae
Exons: 12
Coding region: 73-2388 (771 amino acids)
Biological process (GO): immune response
Cellular component (GO): external side of plasma membrane
Source: RefSeq, a predicted model, not a curated record